Molecule: messenger RNA, 2532 nt
Organism: Mycena indigotica
Lineage: Eukaryota; Fungi; Basidiomycota; Agaricomycetes; Agaricales; Mycenaceae
Exons: 4
Coding region: 1-2532 (843 amino acids)
Source: RefSeq, a predicted model, not a curated record
AUGUCUACCCAAAGCGCGCAAACCGCGCACACACCCCCUCCCCAGUCCCAGGCCUCCGUUGCCAGUGUUCUUGACAAUCCGGGUGGCACUGCCCAAUCUCACCCUCCUCCUCAACCGACUCCGCGUAAGUCGAAACCUGGAAGCAACCUGGUUAGCCACGCCAACUACAAAGAAGACACCAAGCAGGACAACAAACAAAAUCGCAGCAUUUGGUUCGAGAUGGCAGAAAAUGGCUUUGCGGGCAUGCUGGAACCGAUGGAACUACUUGAAGACUACAUGCUCACCGCGGAAUCGACCAAUGCAGAGACGAAGGCCGUCACCGCUAUGGUUAAUCAAGCCCGACGCCGCCUCAACGCUGCGAUUGAUAUCUACAACGGGCGUGAUACCAGCAACCCAAGGAGGAACAACGAGAAGCUUAUGAUUCCAUCUUUCAUAACAUAUCUCGAGGCUUUGGUGGAGAAGUUUCCCGAGGACAUUAGGCCUCUUAUCAUCGACUCUCAGUACCGAAACAUUCCGCCUCUCGAUGAGAACGACCACGACAUCAAACCUGACGUGCUCUCGACUUACCCGGGCGUGUCACCCCCUGAGCCAGGGAAACCGUGGACGUGGCCCGCAAUCGGUACCGACUUUGAGUUCAAAGACAAUCUUGACAUAUUCGACGAUGCCACCGGGGAAAUCCGCAAGCUCAAACCCAGAAAACCGGAAGAUUCUGUCAAAAUCCAAAAGGUCGAAGAGGCCCUCGUGCAGAUCGUCAAGAGCGGUCGCAGCUUACUGAUGAGCUCGGGGCGCUGCUAUUCGUGGGUUAUAGCGAUGUACAAGCACGACAUGGCGCGCAUAUUCUGCUUCGACCGCACUGGAUUCGUUGUGUCGAAGGGCUUCGAAUGGUUAGUCGAAGGAAAUCUGCGCAUUAUUCCCACUUUCAUGUACCGACUCUAUCACCCAGCUGGCCAUCCUGGUCGCAUCGACGGGGACGACUUCACCAUUUCGCGGCCCCUUAAAGACAACACUCUCAAAUCGCGUAUCUACGAAGCGCUUUGCCGCAACUCCUUUUAUGCCGAGAUGUUCUCUACUUGCGCGAGCGCUACCGAUUCUACUAUUAGCAUCAAAGCUUCCCGCCGAGACGCUGAUGGUCUUUCACAACCCGUCACGUGUUACACCAUUGGAGAUAUCCUCUGGGUCUCCGACGGGCUUUUCGGUCGAGCCACGCGUGUCUAUCGCGUGAUCUUAGCAGAGGAUCUAGACGAAGAAAACCCGCAAAUAUAUGCUUUGAAGGACGCCUGGAGAGAGGCUUGUCGUCGUCCCGAAGUCGACUACUACGACUUUAUUGCCAAGUGCUCCAUAGGCAAGGACGACGCUGAUGGCAUGGCUACCUGCCAUGGAAGUGUCGAUUUGGGAGCACCCGACUGCGACAUCGACGCGGAGGGUAGCAUUCAGCGCACCCGCAUCGUCCCUCACCCUCUGAAGGCAGACGUUAACUGCCGUAUUCAUGUCCGGUCCCUGAUAACGCCGGUCGGCCGGCCUUUGCGCGAGUUCCCUUCGACUGAAGCGCUGUGUUGGGCACUGUACCGAGUUGUCCAGCACCACUUUCUUGCCUUCCAAGCUGGCGUUCUCCAUCGUGAUAUCAGCGAAGGCAAUGUCAUGUUCGUGGAGGACACUCCCGAGGGCCAGAUGCCUCAAGGGUUCUUACUCGACUGGGACUAUGCCGAGUUCACAGAAGAAGGCGCGGAGAGGUUCAAUGAGAUGUUUGAAGGUCGCGGGCAUGUCAUCUUGGAAGACGUCGAGAAGGCCUUGAAGGACAUGACGGGCACUCGUCCAUUCAUGGCUAUCGAGCUGAUCGGGGCCGCUAUCAAACACGCUGCAUAUCACGACUUGGAGUCGGUGUAUUGGCUUUUGACGUGGAUGGUUCUCCGCCACACAGCCCACAAUGACCCCGUCGGCGCACUAGCAUGUGGGCGGCUUUUUGACCCGCAAGGUGUGAAGACUAAGCAGGGCCAUCUUCAAGACGAUGAUCCUAUCGACGACGAAAAGAACCAGGCGCUCUACAUGCUUUCCGCGAAUCUCCGGCGUGUGGUUGGUGACCAAAACCCUAAGAUCGUUGCGAAGAAGAACAAAUACUUGGUUGACGAUCACGUGCCCAUUGUGUCACACAAAAUGGACCACCCACAUGUCUUGUGGAUUUUCAAGAAAUGUGUUGCUGAUCAGCGUUGGCCACCCAGUGGAAGCGACCCCGCCAUUCCUUUUGUGCUGCCUUCAAAGGAGGACGAGGCCAAAACUAUCAACGGCACUGAUCGUUCCACUUUCAAAUCGACGGGUACAAAACGGACACUCUCCGACAACCAUGAUGAGGGGGAGGAAACACUGAGCAAAAGGUUCAAGCCUGAUGCAGCAGCGAGCGAGAGUGCUGGUGCUAGCGCUUCUCGUCCCAAGACCCGUGGUCAAUCUCGCGCAGCCACGGGCAAAGGGCAAGCGGCCGAUUCAAAGGAGUCUGGCCAGAGUCGCAGUGGCAAAGGAAGUCGCAGUCGGCGUACAUAG